AUGGAGACCGAAGCGGCGGACGAGAGCGGCUUCACGAGCGUGGCUUCCAAACGCGGGCGGAGGAAGCGGAGAGCGGAGGGCGCGGAGCCGAUGGAGGCGGCGGAGGCGACAGACGCGGCGGAGGCGACCGGGCCGCGGCCCGGCAAGAGGCCCGCCUUCCCGCCGCUGCCCGUCGCGGCCCUGGGGGUGGGGAAAGGAGAGGUGAGGAGGGUGCCGGUGCCGGCCAACAGGUACACCCCGCUGAAGGAGAACUGGAUGAAGAUAUUCACGCCCAUCGUGGAACACCUGCAGCUCCAGAUCAGGUUUAACUUAAAGACGAGGAACGUUGAGAUCAAGACCUGUCCGGAGACAAAGGACCUCAGUGCUCUGACAAAAGCAGCCGACUUUGUGAAAGCAUUCAUACUUGGCUUUCAGGUGGAGGAUGCUCUUGCUCUCAUCAGAUUAGACGACCUUUUCCUAGAGUCAUUUGAAGUUACAGAUGUCAAACCUCUGAAAGGAGACCAUCUGUCAAGAGCAAUAGGGAGAAUAGCAGGGAAAGGUGGAAAAACAAAAUUCACAAUAGAAAACGUAACAAGAACACGGAUUGUUCUUGCUGACUCGAAAAUUCACAUUUUAGGAUCUUUUCAGAACAUUAAAAUGGCACGAACAGCAAUUUGCAAUCUAAUUUUAGGAAGCCCACCAUCCAAAGUUUACGGCAAUAUUAGGGCUGUGGCCAGCAGAGCAGCUGAAAGAUUCUGAGAUGCAGUGGUGCUGCUUUACUGAGGACUGUGGCUGGGGAGCGUGGGUGCUGCGGGCACAAACUGUGCAGUCACAGAGGCUAUGGAAGCACUCUGCCUUCUGCUGGACUGGGAAGCACAGAAGGAAAAUGGGACUGUUUGUGCAGUCUGAUAUACUGCAGGCAUACUGUCUGCUUUGAUCACAAUCUGUGUACAGCCAUUAAAAGCUAUUCUAUAAAUGAUGAAACCGUAUACUGAAGUAUGGGUGCCUGAUUUUGCUUUAUUCUCAAGCCAAAACGUGACUGAGAGUAACUUUCUGAUUGCCCAAGUACUGCAAGACCGUUCACAAGACUUGAGAAAGCCUCGAAGUCUGGAGCUGAAAGCAGUCAGCAGCAUUAAGUGUUCAUAACCACAGACCAGUCAGCAUCUUUCUGUAAAAAGGAAGCUCCCGUUGCAGUGCUGAGAGCAGGCUGCUGGAAGAGAAUCUGCUACUGCUGCAGUGCAUCACAGGAAGAGACAGUGUGAAGGCCAGGAGGGAAACAGCAUCACUGCACUCAGCUUCAGAAUCUGAGCUUAUCUGGAUUCCUGUUUUGUUCUCAGGAAUGAUCUGCAGGGGCAUCCGAGUAGUGAUGCUAAGAACCUCCAGGUAAGGCUGUGUCCUGGCAGGGCCCGUGCACUGGAGCACAGACAGCUGCCGGUGCUGCACGUCCUCCCUCUUAAAAUGCUGCCUGCAGCAGUAGAGACUGCGCAGCCUGGGCACCUUAUUGCUGCCCCUCCCCACUUAAACUCAUUACCAGGACUUACGCAAAGCAGCUCAGUUUAGGUCUGUGAAUCAAAACAGAAAGUGAAAUGAGAUCCAAAAAACAUCAGCAAAUUGAGGAGGUGUUUCUCAAUGUUUGAGUUAACUGUGCAGCACAUUACAGCUGGAUAGUACUUACGUAGCCUGGUAACGUUUUUACAGCCAAAUAAAUUCAAGCCUUCAAUCACUAAUGGAUUUAAGAUGUGCAGAGCUGUCUGAGUUCCCUUUAGUUACCUGUGAAGUCUGAUCUGUACUGAGAAGAGGGUCCAAGGUAGCUCAAGGAAAAGCAGUGCACUGCCCCAGUAGCAGUUUGUCCAUUCUCUGUACAUCAGUUAUGUCAGUGAGCUCUAGAGGCAGGAGGGGAAAGCGGGGUGUGGAUGUAGGAAAGUGAUUUAAUCUUCCUCCUACAGCAGGUGUGUGCUGACACUGACCUGAGCACAGGGCUGCAAAAGGCAGCCCAAACCAGGAGGGAGGCCCCCACACCUUCAGAGGCUGCCUUUAGGGUGCAGGAAUCAACAGGAUGCAUGAAAGGCAACAGCAAACAGCUCCUGGGCUGCUUCUGUGAAGGGAUUUCACCACCAAGGACUGCCUUCACCAGCAGAGGUGAUUUGCCUUGAGAAAGGAAGCUGGCUGUUUCCACCUGCAGUAAGGUUAGAGGUUUGUGUUUGUUUUCUAACAGCACAGCAUCAACCAUUGUGAGUUUAGCCCCACUUAUCCAAGGUGUUUGAUCUAAGUAGAGAUUCAGAUGGGCCUUUAAAAAAAAAUACAGGAGUUGUCUGGAAACACCUGAACAAAGCCUAGGGGUGCUCAGCUAAGGGACAAACACUCUGAGCAGCAACUUGCUCCUAGAGCAGGGCAUGGAGCUGCCCUAGGUUUAUUGGGGAGUGUCCAGGUAAGUACUGAGGCACCCAAACCAAGGUUCAAAUAUUUUAUUUUGUAUUCAUAUAGUAUGAAGGUUCUUAUAGUUCCCACAACAUAUGAUGUAGCAUGCAGAGGAAAAACUAAACAUUCAACAGAAAUCAUUUUUCCCCACACAAACUAAAAAAAAAAACCAACCUCAUCCCUCCCCUUCCAAUCCCCCC
Messenger RNA from Lagopus muta (rock ptarmigan), 2597 nucleotides. RefSeq names its product partner of NOB1 homolog (gene PNO1). Gene Ontology annotation, cellular component: nucleolus. The transcript has 7 exons. The coding region runs from base 1 to 738 and encodes 245 amino acids. The record is from RefSeq and is a predicted model, not a curated record. Lineage: Eukaryota; Metazoa; Chordata; Aves; Galliformes; Phasianidae. Gene Ontology annotation, molecular function: RNA binding.